AUGGCACCAAGAUCAAGCAAAGGGAAAUCGAACAGAUAUGGGAAAGGAGAGAAAAAGAAGAAAGAAGAGAAAGUGUUGCUGCCGAGUCUGGUGGAGAUCAAAGUCACGACUCCGUACGAGACCCAAGUGAUACUCAAGGGAGUUUCUACUGACAGAAUCAUUGAUGUCAGAAAGCUUUUGGGAUCUCACGUCGACACUUGCCAUUUCACCAACUAUUCUCUCUCGCAUCAGGUGAAAGGGCAUAAACUGAGUGACAAGAUCCAAGUGGUUUCCCUCAAGCCUUGUUUCCUCCGAAUGAUUCCAGAGGACUACCUUGAGGAAAGUCAAGCUUUGACUCAGGUACGGAGGGUCGUAGACAUCGUAGCGUGCACCAGCAGGUUCUUCCCCGCUUCCAAAUCUUCCACCAAAUCCAUCGCCGCCGCAAAUGGAAAUCCGGCGCCGGAGGGCCUGGGCUUGGUCGCUAUCCACCCCACGCCCAAGCUUUCUCACUUCUAUGACUUUUUCUCCAUUCCAAACCUCGCUCCUCCGAUUCUUCAUUUGAAGAAAGUCGACGGUGAUGAAGCUGGAGAGAUGCGUGAUGGCGACUAUUUUGGACUUAAGGUCAAGAUCUGCAAUGGGAAGAUUAUUCAUGUGAUUGCAUCGGUAAAAGGGUUCUUCGCCGUUGGGAAGCAGGUCCCACAUUGUCACUCCAUUGUUGAUUUGCUUCAGAAUGUCAGCAAUGCUUUCUUCAAUGCAUAUGAAUCUCUAAUGAAAGCUUUCACUGACCGGAAUAAGUUUGGCAACCUUCCGUAUGGAUUACGCACAAACACAUGGCUUGUACCUCCUUCUGUCUCUGAGUCUUCUUCUUCAACCUUCUCUGCUUUACCAGCAGAGGACGAAAGUUUGGGUGGGAAUGGUGGAGGCCAGGGGAGAAAUGGUGAAUAUGAUCUUCGUCCCUGGGCGACAGAGUUCUCUGUAUUAGCUAAGCUUCCUUGCAAGACCGAGGAGGAGAGAGUUAUUCGAGAUAAGAAAGCUUUUUUGCUUCAUAACCAGUUUGUCGAUGUCUCUGUUCGAAGAGCUGUUAGAGCCAUUUGCGACGUCAUUGAUACUACUAAUCAUCAGCUCACAAAUGGAAGUAGUGGCUCCCCUGCAGGCUCGAUCCUUCUUGAGGAUCGUGUUGGGGAUUUGUCUAUUGUUGUAAAACGUGAUAUAGCCAGCCUUGACCCAAAUCCUGAAGCUACAUUUCAAAACGAAGCAUUUGCUCUAUCAUCCAAGGAAAUUAGUGAAAGGAAUCUGCUCAAAGGGAUAACAGCUGACGAGAGUGUAAUUGUUCACGAUACUUCGGCUUUAGGCACAGUGAUUGUAAGACACUGUGGAUAUACAGCGGUGGUAAAUGUAAAGGGUGAUAUUAAAAAGGGAAUGACUAAUAUUGUGAUCGAUGACCUACCGGAUGGAGGAGCUAAUGCGCUUAACCUUAACAGCUUAAGGGUUCAGCUUCACAGACCCCAUAGUGUCGGAAAAUCUGGAGGGAACCAGCCUCCACAGUUUGAUUCGGAUAAUUUAGGGUCUUUUAGAUGUAUGGUACAGGACUUGGUAAAAACUAACAUAACGAAGUUAGAAGAGAAAAGGGAAUCUUCCGAAAGGCCCAUCAGAUGGGAGCUCGGAUCUUGCUGGGUUCAGCAUCUACAAAAGAAAGAAGUAGUAACGGAAAACGACUGUGGAAAGCCUGCAACGAAUGGUGAGACUGAACUUUCAGUUAAAGGUUUGGGAAAACAAUUUAAAGUUCUAAAGUGCAAAAACAAGAAAUCAGAAAAACCAAGUACUGUGAAGGAAAAGGAAGAAAAUACCAGUCUACGCGAGUUAGAUGGGCAGGCUGAACUGAAAGAACUGCUUUCUGAAGAAGCUUUCUCUCGCUUAAAAAAAAGUGGAACUGGUCUCCAUUUAAAGUCAAAAGCAGAGCUUACCAAGAUGCUGUAUGAAUACUAUGAUGAAAUUGCUUUGCCAAGGCUGGUAGCAGAUUUUGGGUCCCUGGAGCUUUCUCCAGUUGAUGGUCGCACAAUGACCGACUUCAUGCAUAUAAGAGGACUUCAAAUGCGUUCUCUAGGACAUGUGGCUAAACUUGCUGAGAACCUUCCUCAUAUACAGUCCCUCUGUAUUCAUGAGAUGAUAACGAGAAGUUUCAAGCAUCUUCUUAGGGCGGUUAUUGCAUCUGUCAAUGAUAUGGCAGAGCUACCUGGAGCAAUAGCUGCUUCAUUAAAUUUCAUGCUUGGCUUCCGUGGGCUGGAAGGGAGUGAUAUGAUCUCCAGUGAUGAGCAUUGUCUCAGAUUACAGUGGCUACAGAAAUUUCUCUUCAUAAAGUUUGGUUGGAUACAGAACGAUGAGUUCAAGCAUUUGAGAAAAGUUUCCAUUCUCCGAGGAGUUUGCCAGAAGGUUGGGUUAGAACUACUUCCAAGAGAUUAUGACUUCGAUUCUCCAAAUCCCUUUAAGAGCUCUGACGUUUUCGGCUUGGUACCUAUGUGCAAGGCAUUAGUCAAGAUGAUUGCUGUCUGUGGGCCUUGUCAUAGAAAUACUGCUUGUGCGUACAGCCUUCUCGCCGUUGUACUAUACCAUACUGGCGAUUUCAACGAGGCAACUAUAUAUCAGCACAAGGCUCUAGAUAUAAAUGAAAGAGAACUUGGUCUCGACCAUCCUGACACUAUGAAAAGCUAUGGGGAUCUUUCUGUAUUUUAUUAUCGUCUUCAGCACAUCGAAUUGGCACUAAAAUAUGUGAACCGUGCUUUGUGUCUUCUUCAUUUUACUUGUGGGCUAUUUCACCCGAAUACUGCUGCCACAUAUAUCAAUGUGGCAAUGAUGGAAGAAGGAGUAGGGAAUGUUAAUCUAGCUCUAAGAUACCUGCAUGAAGCUCUAAAGUGCAACAAAAAAUUGCUCGGAGCGGACCAUAUUCAGACAGCGGCAAGCUAUCAUGCAAUCGCCGUGGCUAUGUCUCUCAUGGAAGCAUUUUCCUUGAGUGUGCAACAUGAACAGACCACACUUCAGAUACUUACAGCAAAGCUUGGAUCAGAUGACAUUCGUACACAGGAUGCUGCUGCAUGGCUUGAGUAUUUUGAAACAAGAGCCAUAGAGCAGCAGGAAGCAGCCCGAAAUGGAAUCCCGAAGCCGGAUGCUUCCAUCGCGAGCAAAGGCCACCUUAGUGUAUCAGAUCUGAUGGACUAUAUAAGUUCUGAUCCAGACACUAAAGGAAGUGUUGUUCACAGGAAACAGCGCCGUGCCACGGUAUUCCAGGUCAAUGAUAGUGUUGCAUCAGUUGAUGAUGCCAGCCACAGCGUUGACUCACAGCAUGGCAUGGCUACAUGGAGCGACGACGUGGCAGAAACAAAUGUCCCUACGAGCGACAUGACCCAAGUAAAUGAUCCUUAUGCAGUUGUGAGUGAGGUCGAAACAGAGACAGAUGAUAUUAUAGCAGAUAGGCUAAAUGUGGAGAACCAAAUUGUGGAAGAGUCAACUUUAGAUGAGGGAUGGCAAGAGGCAUACUCAAAGGGGAGAUCCGGUAAUGGUGGAAGGAAAUUCAGACAAAGGCAGCCUCAUGAUACUUUGAAAAACAGAUUGUCGCUUGAUAGAAAUCUCAACGGGAGACAGGAUGUUGUUCAGCAAAAGUAUAAAUCUUCUUCUCCGCGGAAAACAACUUUGAGACCCUCCGUCUCUGCGUCAUCAUCCCUUAGGGCUCUGAAGAACGCAGAGAUAGAUGUCAGUACUAAUACAAUUAAGCCACUAUCAAAGGCUUCUGGUUCCUCUGCCGUGAUGAGUACUGCAUUGGCUUCAAAGUCUCUCUCAUACAAAGAGGUUGCUUUGGCGCCACCAGGUACAGUUCUGAAGCCAAUGUUUGAAAAAAUAGAACUGAAUUUGGAAAGAACUGAAACUCAGAUAUACAGGACUUCAAGUGCGUCAACUGGAGCAGAGAGCAAGUCCGACACUGUAAUGUCGGAUUUGGCAAUCCAAGGCACAGAGCAAGAAAGUGUUGAGUCAAUAGAAAAAUCAACGUCAGAGUCUGAAGGGGAUCUGGAGAAGGCUUCUGAUAUAAGCAGGAGAAAGCUGUCGGCGGCGGCAGAGCCCUACAAUCCUGGAGGAUUCUUGGUUGUUGACACGCAAACAACAGCAGCAACAACAGGAAACUCACUGAGUGUGGAUGCAGAGCCUAUUUCCGAGGCUGGAAUUGGAUGUGGGAUUCACUCACCACAAUAUUACGGUGCUAAUUACUCAAAUGGAGUUGGGAUGCCAAGAACCAUGAAUCCUGAUGCACCAGAGUUUGUUCCGAGGAGAUCCGUGCAUAAUGGCUCUAACCAUGAAGGUGGAGAUGCAAGUGUAUCCGUUGACUCCAAUGGUUGCCUAAAGGCUGAGAAAAACGAAGUAGCUUUGAAGAACCAAGAGCUUGCGAGGCAGAUUCUACUUAGCUUCAUAGUAAAGUCAGCCCAGAAGGAGGUUGUAGCUGCUCCGAGGAAGGAAACGAAGCCUAAAGAUGUGAUAGAAGAUACCUCUGCAAAGGAUAGAGCAGUAACAGAGAUAGUCCACAGAAGAGAAGAGGAGAGUAGAGCGAAAGAAAACGAGACGAAUGAAGGUGAAGGGUUUGUGAUUGUGGCAAAGAAGAGGAGGAGGAAGAACAAGCAGCGACUUACGAACGAUGCAGCUGGGAUGUACCAUCAACAACAGUCGUCGGUCUGUGCAUGA
Thlaspi arvense is the source of this 4701-nucleotide messenger RNA. The record is from the annotation of a GenBank genome assembly. NCBI's taxonomy places the organism in Eukaryota, Viridiplantae, Streptophyta, Magnoliopsida, Brassicales, Brassicaceae.